This is a messenger RNA of Rubroshorea leprosula, 3093 nucleotides long. Lineage: Eukaryota; Viridiplantae; Streptophyta; Magnoliopsida; Malvales; Dipterocarpaceae. The record is from the annotation of a GenBank genome assembly.
ACCUUAAUGAACCAGAGAUUAAGCUUCAAACUAUGGCUUCCAAACUCCUCUUUCUCCUCUGCUUCCUCAUUCUCCCCCCCAAACUGAGCUGCUCCUCAAACCCACAAACAUGGGUAAGAGCCGGUUACUGGAAUGCCAAUGCCAAAGCCGAACUCUCCGUCUCCGAUAUAAAAUCUGCUCUUUUCACUCACCUUAUAUGCUCUUUCGCUUUUGUAGAUUCAACCACUUUCCUGCUUAAAAUCAAUUCCUCAGAUGAUCCAUCCUUCUCAACCUUCUCUGGCAUUGUAAGGAGAAGAAAUCCUUCAAUCACAACACUUCUAUCCAUUUGGGUCGGCAAGAAUGAGGCUCCAACCUUCGCUGGGUUGGUAGAUCGAUCUUCCAAACGAAAGGCUUUCAUCGAUUCUUCGAUAAAAACAGCUAGGGAUUAUGGGUUUGAUGGGUUUGAUCUUUGUGGGGUUAUGCCGGGGUCAAGCACCAACAUGACCAAUUUGGGAACCCUUUUGGCGGAAUGGCGGGAAGCUGUAGCUUCCGAGUCGAGAAACUCCGGUAAGUCACCGUUGCUUCUGGUAAUGUCCAGUCAUCGAGUGCCGCGGCUUGACUCAGUGAGUUACCCAAUUGAGUCCAUGAAUAGCAACUUGGAUUGGGUACAUAUUAAUGCAUAUGAUUACUAUGUACCCACUGUGGAUAAUUUUACAGCUGCUCAUGCUGCUUUGUAUGCCCCACCGGGGACGGCUAAUACCGACGAGGGUAUAAGGGAAUGGUUGAACAGUGGAAUUUCUGCUUCAAAGCUGGUUUUGGGUUUGCCUUACCAUGGCUAUGCAUGGGAACUUGCAGACCCUGGUCAUGACAGUGGUUUUGGUUCACCAGCUUCAGGACCUGCUAUCACAAUGGAUGGCUCCAUAGGCUAUAAGAUAAUCAAAUCGGUUGGAGUAAAUCCAGUGUAUAAUUCUACUUAUGUGGUGAGUUACUACAAAGUUGGAUCAAAUUGGAUCAAUUUUGAUGAUGUGGAAGCUAUUAAAGCUAAGGUUUCUUACGCCAAGGCAAAAGGGCUACUUGGUUACUGCGUGUUUCAACUUGCAAAUGAUUACAAUUGGGUGCUUUCUCAAGCCGCAGCUCAAGGAAGUCACAGAGAUCAGUUUAUCAAAAAGCAUUUAUUGGUAAUUAUCCUGGUUAUUGUUGUCAUAGUAAUUUUACUGACGGGAGCAUUCCUCUAUUACCUGGAGAUGAGAAUAUUCAAGUUUAAAGGAAUCAUGUUUGUUGUGAAAAAGACACUUUCUAAGUUAGGAGACAAAAUAUCAGCUGAUGCUGAUGUGGACAACGGUCAUAAUUCUCCCAAUCUUCAAGUAUUCAGUUUUGCUAGCAUUAAAGCAGCUACAAAUGACUUCUCAAGUAAGAAUAAGCUUGGGGAGGGUGGAUUUGGACCUGUGUACAAGGGUAAAUUACCAAAUGAGCAGGACAUAGCAGUGAAGAGACUGUCAAAAACUUCUAAUCAGGGACUUGAGGAGUUCAAAAAUGAGGUGACACUUACUGCAGGGCUUCAACAUGUGAAUCUGGUCCGAGUUCUAGGAAUUUGCACUGAGAGGGAAGAGAAGAUGCUGGUUUAUGAGUACAUGCCAAAUGGAAGCUUGGAUUUCUAUCUCUUUGAUCCAGCCAGAAGGAAUCUCUUAGAUUGGAAGAAACGUGUCCAAAUUAUUGAAGGGGUUACACAAGGGCUUCUAUAUCUCCAAGAAUACUCAAAUUUCACGAUAAUUCAUCGUGACCUUAAGGCUAGCAACAUUUUAUUGGAUGGCAACAUGAAUUCUAAGAUAUCAGAUUUUGGUGUUGCUAGACUUUUCAGAAAAGAUGUUCUUGAAGCAAAUACAAGUCGAAUUGUUGGCACAUAUGGUUUUGUUCCUCCAGAGUAUGUCAAGAGAGGAAUAUACUCCAUGAAGUAUGAUGUGUAUAGUUUUGGAGUACUGCUUCUGCAAAUCAUAAGUGGCAAGAGGACUAGCAAUUAUUAUGGAUGCAAUGAAAACUUGAACCUUCUAGAAUAUGCAUAUGAAUUGUGGAAAGAAGGUCAAGGAUUAGAGUUUUUUGACCCAUCAUUGGAUGACUCGUUCUCAUCUUGUAAGCUCAUGAGAUGCAUGCAAGUAGCAUUGUUAUGUGUCCAAGAAAAUUCAGCAGAUAGACCAUCCAUGUUGGAAGUUUCCACAAUGCUCAAAAAUGAAGUUUUGGGAAUCAAUGCUCCUAAGCAGCCUGCAUUUUCAAUUAACAAAGAUAGAGAUAAAGAAAAUCAAUCUCUUUCCAGAGAGACACUUCUUUCAGCAAAUGAUGUAACAAUUACUCAAUUGGUACCUCGAUGACAGAGUGGGCAUCUGGAAAGGGAAUCAUAUUGUGGAGAGAAAAUGUGGUUAUUAUCUGGUUUCCUUUUGGUUUUUGCUUUAUACUUUCCUCCACAAAGAAACAGAAGUUUUCUGCUACUGAAAAAUCAGAACAACACAAGCUUGCACUGCCGUUAUUUAUGUUGCUAAUAUGGGAAUUGGUUGUUUGACUAGUAUUAGGAGAUAUAGAAAGGAUAUCAACUUUUCAGAGUGAGGUGUAUAGAAGCUAAGGAGAACAGGGGAAACUAUCUCAGAAAGUAUGUCAAAAUUUUUGAAGUUUGUGCUGAGUAGGUUUUAGAUUGGGAGUGUAUUGCACAAUGUAAUUCAUUAUAAUUCAGUUUCUGUGCAAGGGUUGAAGUACCCUUAUACUCACUGAAAUAUAACAUCCUUUUGCUGCUCGAAAAAAUUAAGAAUGAAAAGAAAGGCUAACAGCUUAAAUAGGGUACUCUGAGAACUGUUAUUUGUAGUAAUGAUCUGUUAUGGUUAUUGCUGUGUCUUUUUCUGCUGUCUUGACCAGGUGUGUUCAUCUUUCUUGUGCUGGAUAAGGCUGAAUGUGAAUUGGAAAAUAUUGGAGGGCGUUUAUGCAAUAGCAAAAGGCUUCAUACUUUCAUGAUCAAACAAACAGCUUUUUCAGAGCUUUUCAGCAAAUUUCUCUUCAUAAGGCCUCACCACACCAAGUGCAGAAUUGUUUGGUCUCUUUUCAUUGCCGGUCAAUUAAACAGCAUGAUUUUUC